Brassica rapa (field mustard) is the source of this 2466-nucleotide messenger RNA. Its product is annotated as mitogen-activated protein kinase kinase kinase 17-like. The record is from RefSeq and is a predicted model, not a curated record. Lineage: Eukaryota; Viridiplantae; Streptophyta; Magnoliopsida; Brassicales; Brassicaceae. Gene Ontology annotation, biological process: signal transduction; protein phosphorylation. Gene Ontology annotation, molecular function: ATP binding; protein kinase activity.
GUAAAGAGCAUGAUCCUCAUUGAACUCUAUUUAGACAUAUAUCAUGGCUUCGGCCUUCUCUUGUUUUUUCUCAGCUCUUCGUUGCACUUAGUUUACUUAAUUUGCCCCCCUAACAAGAGCAGAAGUGACAACUUACAAAAUACAAGGAGUUAAUUAAUCAGCUUCCCCUGUUUUUAUUUUAAUCUUUCACUGGCAGACAAGUACAUAAUAAUAUGUCUGCAGCUUACCAGUGAGAAACAAGCGGGAGCCUUCCAAGAAAUCCUAACUCUCCUUCACUAUAAAAACAAACAACACAAUAACAUGUUUCAGAGCAAGCUAUAGAGACUGAUUAAGAUAACAGAUGAACACAGGAUAACAAGAAGAAGUCAGUUAAUUAUGACGUACCCCAAUUGAUAUACUUAAGUCCAAUAUUAGAACCAAAACAAUGUGUAGCUUUCUAACUCAAAAGAGAAGAUACAACAGUUCAGAUAAGAGGAUGAUGUUCAACUUACAUUGUCGAAUUUUGGUUCAUAGUGAUUUUUCUCUCUAUGGAGACAUGAUGGAGAAAUGCUUCACUAUAUCUUCUGGUUGUUAAUUUAAUCAUUUACUGUGGGUGUCAUCAGAUAAUAAUAUUAAUCUCUGGCGAAGAAACAAAAACGGUGAAAACAAAAAAAAUAAAUAGAUAGCCCCAUAGGAAUUUGAUUUGAUGAUCUGAAGAUAAAGAGAUGUAUAUAAUCGUCAACUAGUAAAUCUUCGUACGCGUUGCGUUAACAAACACUUCCAAAACAGGAAAUAGAAGGGUAAAAUCGUCAAUUUAAUAACAAACAAAGUUCCUUUUUCGACAUUGCAAUACUAGUUAGUGAGAGUCGAGCUAUCUAUAAAAACAGAAACAAAAAGUGAGAUCACCAGUUCUGUUCGUUACUACUAUUAUAAUAACUCUUCUCUCUUUGGUCUAUGACUAUGAUCAAACUAGGUGUUUUCGUUGUCUUACUCGUUUUCUUUCUCGCGGGAGUUGUUACACUUUCUCAAGGGUUUAUAGAGACCAAUCACACAGAGAAAGCAAAAGUGUGGCGUUUCAGAGACAAACCAUCCAUGAAGUUCGUCAAGUUUCUAGGCAAAGGUUCAUACGGCUCCGUCCACCUCUACCGUCACACAACACACGAUGGCUCAACCUCCUUCAUCGCCACGAAGAUCUCCUCGGACCGUCGGACUAUCCAAAGAGAGUUUCGAGUACUCUCCCAGCUCAAAGGAUCUCCUAGGAUCGUGCGAGUGUUUAGCCGUUCUCUCCACGAACGACUCGACAGAAUCGGAAACAGAGUCUACGAGAUACCUAUGGAAUACGCUUCUGCAGGUACUCUUUCCAGUUUCAUCCGUGCUAACAAACAGUUGAAUGAUUCGACCGUCAAAGAUUUUACUAGGAUGAUACUUCAAGGUUUGGUCUCGGUUCAUAGUGACGGUUAUGUUCACUGCGAUCUUAAACCGGGCAAUCUCCUUCUCUUUCCGGUUUAUGAUCAUCAGCAAACAUCGACUAAUCACACUUAUGAACUGAAGAUUGCGGAUUUUGGAUUGGCGUUGAAGGAAGGAGAGGAAGAAUCCGAUAAUAGGAAGUACCAUUCUCCCUAUGUGGGAACUCCUUUCUACAUGUCUCCCGAGUCUGUCCGUGAUGGUACUGUCGGGAAAGCCCUAGAUUUAUGGUCCUUGGGUUGCAUUGUUCUCGAGAUGUACACUGGUAAGCGUCCGUGGUCAGAGGUUAGUUUUUAUGAUCUUGAAUAUUUUUUAGGGGAGGACAAAAAGGUACCUGAGAUUCCAGACACUGUGCCGUCUGAUGCAAGGCAGUUUCUGGACAAGUGUUUUGCAGUGAAACCUGAAGAUAGAGGAACCGCUUCCGAGUUGUUGUUGCAUCCGUUUCUGGUCGGAGAUGAUAAGAAGACUGUUUGAUGACACCAUCAUGCUAAAUUAGAAGAUAAUGCUACUAGAAACAAGGCAUUGAAAGUGAGGAUUAUUUCAUUGAAGCUCCCACUGUUUAAAAGAGUAUACAAUAAACCCCUAAAGCUGAAGAUUCUUCCUCCAAGACCUCCAAGUUCCACUUUUGUUCCCGUUCAUUAGAGUUUAAUUACUGGAAAAGCAUUAUUAGUAAAUAACUAAAUACCACUGUAACAAAUGUUUAUUCUUUUUUUUUUUUGCAAUUUCUAUUUGUAAUUGAUAUCAGUAUAAUUCCACUUUUUCUAUGUCCAGUUUAAAGUUAAUACCCCAAGAACAGACUACAGAUGUUUCUAGUAUAUUAAACGAUCAUAUCUUAAAAGAUGUUCUCAGACAAUAGUCAAUAUAGCCUUUAAGUACGUAGUUGGAACGAGUCAUGUCAUUAUAGUGCAAUAUGCAAAUAACAUGCACAUAUGCUAAUAACGCCCAACCAGUACUGUGUUAGUAGGAAAACAAAAAACCUCAGAAGAAUGUGUUUUUCCUAGAGCAAACGUUUUUGUGUGUUUU